AUGUCCUCAAGGUUACCGGCGAUGCCAACUCUUCAAGACAAAGACGUCAAGUUUGUUGGCAAAGAUGCCGAGCCUAAGGUCGGCAUGAGAGUGAAAAUGGCUCCCAAUCUUCGCCAGCACGGACUGGGAACCAUCUAUGACAUCGGGAAAGGCGAUGUUGGAGUCGCAUGGGAUGGUGGACGCAUGGAUCGUGUUCUCGUGUCUGGCGUGCAGAAUGGAGAACUCUCCCUGGUGACUGCAAACAUUGACAGCACCUACUCGAGGACAAGGUCGCACACCUCGGCCGACAAGGCUCCCACCAACAACAAGGCCUUAUCAUCCCUCGCUGAGGAGCUGCAGGAUGACCUCGAGCGUGUGGAGGAGAAGACUGCUCUCCUUCGUGCUGCAGAAAUCGAGGCAAGACGACGUGCUGAAGAGGAGCUUGCCAUCGCUCUGAAGGAGGCAGAGGAGUGCAAGAAGACCAAUGAGAAGCUCAACAAGGACGUCUCUGGACUGAAGGAUACCCUCAAGGCAACAGAGAAGAAGUACACGGAGCAGGUCGCAGACUUGAAAGCAGAUUACGAACAGCAGCUUUCUUCGCUCAGAGAUGCUCGUAACGAAGCAAUCAACGAGCGGGAUCAGAAAGAAAUCGCUCGUUCGAAAGAGCAAUUGCAGAAGGAGAUUGCUCAAGGAAAAGCCAAGGAAGAGGAGGUUUUGAAGCAAGAUGCGAUCAAAAAGUCCGAGGAAUACUUCAAGGCCAAGACUCAGGCUGAGGAGAAGACUGCGGCUGCUGAGAAGGCGGAACGAUUGGAAGCCGAGAAACGCAAGGAGGCGGAGGAUCGGACCGCUGCAGCUCUCAGCAAGCAGAAGGAAGCUGAGAACGCUAAGGUCACCGCUGAAGCAAGAGUGGUUGUCUUGGAGAAGGAUGUCGCAGCUGCCGAAGCCGCUCGUGCCCGCCAGGAGAGCAUCGCAACCGCCGAGGCGAAGGCAAGGCACACUGCCGAGCAGGAGGCAGCAAAAGAGCUUGCGAAGGCCCUGGACUUCCAGAGGAAGGCCGAGCUGGCCAUCAUUGCCCAGCAAGAGGCCCUUGCGAGAGAGGAUGCAGCAUUCCACCAGGCGAAGCUCGACAGGCAGAAGUUGGCUGAGGCCGAGAUGAAGGUUGCUGAGAUGAAAGAGGCUGUCACGCAAGCGGAACAAGCACAAGAGAUUGCCGAGCGAUCAGAGGCCGCCAUGUCCCAGCAACUCACCCGAAUGCAGGCAAGCUUGUGCAGUUUGGCUCUUGAGGCAGCUGAAGCUGCCGCUGAGCACGCCAGGCAAGCAGCUGCUCAAGCGAAGGCCAACGCAGAGAGGGCCGACGGUCUCCGAAAGAUUGCAGAGGAGGAGACUCUCCUUGCGGAGGCAGCCAAACAGCGAGCGAUAGCGAAUGCUGAAGCUGAAGCCAAAGCUCGCAAGAGGGCGGAGCAGGAUUGCGCCAUGGAGAGCAAGCUUCGCGUUGCCGCCAAGGCUUCUCUUGCCGCUGCUCUCGAGGACUUGAGCAAGAUGAAGGCUGCUUUCGACAGCGAGAAUGCUCUUCGCAGAGCUGCUGAGUCGGACCUUGCCAAUGAGAAGAUCCUCCGCAAGCAGGCAGAGGAAGCUCUUGCUCAGAGCAACGACGAGAAGGCCAGACUGAUUAAGGCCAGAGACAGUGCCCUGGCUGACGCGCAAGCAAGAAGAGAUGAGCUGGCAGCUCUGAAGAAGGAGAUGGACGAUCUCCUUGCCAAACUCCGCAAGGCCGAGGAUGACCUUGCCGUCGCUCUCCGCGAGAAGGCUUCGGCUGAGCAGAAUGCGCAGGAUCUUGCUCGCAAGCUGCAGGAGGUGAGAGUGCGGAACCUGGAGCUCGAGAAGGCCAUGCAAGACCUCGAGGCUCAGCUCCGUCUGCUCCAGGAGCAGCUGAAGAGAGAGGUGGAGAGCCGCAAGAGGGCGGAGUCGGAGGCUAUCACCGAGCGCGAGAGGCAGAUUGAAGCUCUCAAGGCUGAGUCCCGCAUGAAGCUCAGUGCACCUGCUCCUCGUAGGAAGGCAGGAGUCGGUCUCCUUCUCGGGAAGUUUGAUGAUGACCAUCACACACAUGCCGACAAGAUUUACAUCCUCCAGGUGGUGCCUGGAGGAGCAGCCUCCGAGAACGGCUUGAUCCAGGUGGACGACAUCCUCGUCUCCGUUGAUGCCAGGCGUGUCGAGAGCAUGGAGCUCGACCAGGUCUUCAGCAUCAUCCAGGACUGGGAGGGCACCGAAGUCGAGCUCCAAAUGGAGCGUAAGGACGGUUCCAGCUACAACGUCCGUCUCCGCCGCAAGGUCACCCCGCAGUUCCAGUAG
Messenger RNA from Guillardia theta CCMP2712, 2328 nucleotides. RefSeq lists its product as hypothetical. Gene Ontology annotation, molecular function: protein binding. Bases 1 to 2328 code for a protein of 775 amino acids. The transcript is spliced from 27 exons. Lineage: Eukaryota; Cryptophyceae; Pyrenomonadales; Geminigeraceae. The record is from RefSeq and is a predicted model, not a curated record.